AUGUCCAGUGGUGAGAAAAAGUACCAACGAGCGUUUGAGAAACAGACGAUAACUCGUUCGAUGAACAAACAUGGUCUUUCGUUCAUCGACAAGUAUCAAACUCAGUUAAAUCACUUGCUUGAGUCCGAACCUUUUCUCAAGUCACUUGAUAAAGUCACAUUUGCGUGUGGUGUACUUGUGUUGUUGUUAACGCAACACAUCUUGUCAGCGCGUCCAACAUUUAUGCCAUAUUAUUAUCUUAUAUUAAUAUUACCCCUCUUGUGUGCCAGAUACUUCAUUUACACAAAGAAUGGAUGGCAGUACUUCAUGAUUGAUUUCUGCUACUUCUGCCAGAUCAUGACGAUCAUAUCUAUAUUUACAAUGAAAACAGAAUACGUCUCUCCAUUUCUCCAAGUUGCAUAUGUGUUCUCACAUGGUCCUUUACUCAUGGCAAUCCCAAUGUGGAAGAACUCGUUAGUCUUCCAUGAUCUAGAUCGACUCACUUCCGUAUAUAUUCACUUAUUCCCAGCUCUUGUGAUGUAUUGCAUUAGGUGGCACACAUAUAUUACCGUUCCCGAAUUGACCCUUUUCAAUGGUCUUAUUCUCCCCGCAAUACUUUAUAUCUUCUGGCAAAUUGUGUAUUUGAUUAUCACAGAAGGCUUCAAGAAAGAGACAAUUAAGAAGAAUGGAUACAUCACCUCACUCAUAUGGCUAAGCCAAGAACACCCCCAUCCCAUUUAUCUCUAUUUAGUCAAAAAGGGCGUCAAAGAUCGACCACUUGUCAUCUUAGUCUCCGUCCAAUUUGUUUACACAAUUCUCACCAUUGUACCAGCUUUCUUGUACUACAAAUACCAAUACCUCAACUUGGCUUGGAUCAUCCUUUGCACUAGUUGGGCGAUUGCUAACGGCGCUAAUUUCUACUUCGAAGUGUUCAUUAAACAAUACGAGAAGAGAGUCGAUAACAGCGUCAAGAAGUUGAAGAAAACUGAGGCGCCAAAUGUCAUAUCUCCAGCACCAUCCGCCACUGAAGCCGCCGACACGGAUUCUGGUACUGAGACUGAAUAA
Molecule: messenger RNA, 1044 nt
Organism: Entamoeba invadens IP1
Lineage: Eukaryota; Evosea; Mastigamoebida; Endamoebidae
Exons: 1
Coding region: 1-1044 (347 amino acids)
Biological process (GO): phosphatidylcholine biosynthetic process
Source: RefSeq, a predicted model, not a curated record